AAUAACAUAAUUUAUUAAUAAUUUAGGGUAAAACCACAGGCGGUUAAAAGUAAGAACCAUGACAGAAGAGCAAGAAAUCAUGUGCAAACUGGAGAAUAUUUUGGAAAUAAGAAAUAAAACCAUACAGCUGCAGAAGAUCAAAUUUCGGCUGAAGAGUGAGUUUGAAGCUCUGGAGUCAGAGGAGAAACAUCUGAGAGAGUAUAAACAGGAGAUGGACCUGCUCCUGCAGGAGAAGAUGGCUCAUGUGGAGGAACUGCGUCUCAUCCAUGCCGAUAUCAAUGUGAUGGAGAGCACUAUCAAGCAGUCUGAAAAUGAUCUGAAUAAACUGUUAGAGACAACCCGGCGCCUCCAUGAUGAGUACAAACCACUGAAGGAGCACGUGGAUGCUCUGAGGAUGACACUCGGUCUAAACCGUCUACCAAAUCUCAACGAGGAAGAGGAUCGUCUCUCACUAGAUUAUUUUGAGAAGCAGAAGGCCGAGUGGCAGAAGGAACCUCAUGAACCCAUCAUACCCGAGUCUUUAGCAGCAGCGGCAGCAGCAGCUCAACAGCUUCAGGUCUCGAGGAAACAAGAUCCACGACAACCAGCUACGUUCAGACAGCAACCACCACCCAUGAAGGCGUGUCUGUCCUGUCACCAGCAAAUCCACCGUAACGCACCAAUUUGCCCGCUGUGUAAAGCAAAGAGUCGCUCCAGGAAUCCGAAAAAACCCAAGAGGAAACCCGAUGAAUAAAUUAUGAUUGUGUUCUCUUUUAGAACCUGGUUUCAUGUAAACUGUGUUGUAGCUGAAUUAUUUUUAUUGUGUUUCUGUUCUGUACUUUAAAAAUGUGGAUUUAAAUGUGGUAAAUAAUAAUGUGAUUAAUAAAUCGAAGGAUUUCGCUCUGUUUUUA
Messenger RNA from Trichomycterus rosablanca, 890 nucleotides. Its product is annotated as zinc finger C4H2 domain-containing protein. Gene Ontology annotation, cellular component: nucleus. Gene Ontology annotation, biological process: positive regulation of neuron differentiation. The record is from RefSeq and is a predicted model, not a curated record. Lineage: Eukaryota; Metazoa; Chordata; Actinopteri; Siluriformes; Trichomycteridae. Bases 59 to 733 code for a protein of 224 amino acids. The transcript is spliced from 5 exons.